CCUCAUCCUCCCGCGCUAAAAUAUUGAAUUUGGGCAGCCGUUCUGAUUCCUUCCUGCUCCACCAAAACCGAACAACUGCCGUCUGCAUUGCCUUCCAAACUCCUAAAUCAAACGAUCACUCGAGAUGGCCAAAGUUGAAAGUCCACAAGUUAGUAGAAGAACCACAAGAGCAUCUCUGAAUUCCACACCAAACUCAAAAGCUCCACAGGAGUAUUCAAAGGCUACUAAUCCUUCAUGGCCAUUGACUAUCAAAGACCUUGUGUUCCGUGGUAAAUCAAUAAGCCUUGAUGAGUUGAUCAAUUCUUUUCCAGGAAGAAGAGCACAGAUUCUUGAAUUGGUCCAGUUUUUGGGCCCUUUGAAUUCACCGAUGAUUCCGUUAUUUGUCUAUGGAGGUGCUUCAACGGGAAAAACAAGCACUGUACUAUAUAUGUUCAGGCACUUGAAGCGUCCGUUCAUUUAUUGUAGUUGUGUCUCUUGUUACAGUCCUAGUAUACUGUUUGAGUCCAUAUUGAAUCAGAUUUUGCUUCAUAGGAAGAAUGAGAGUGGUGGUUAUUUGAGUGCCAAACGGUGUGAAAGACCCUCUGAUUUUGUCAAUUUACUAGGUGAAGCUUUGACUGCUCUCAUAGACAGCCUCAAAGGGAAUAUGGGAAAAUCAAGCCCUAAUGGGAGGAUGGUUUACCUAGUAUUCGAUCAUCUAGAGCUCGUAAGGGAAUGGGAUAAGAGUGAUAGUACAAUACCCCUCUUAUUUAAUUUGUACACCCUUCUUAAAAUCCCUGAGAAUAUGAUUUGCGCCAGAUAUUCAUGAGUAAUCAGGCAAAUCCAAAGCUAUAUUCAUCUUUUAUAGGGUAUGUAUCACACUUAAUAUUUUCAGUGCUUAAAGCAUACUUCUGGCAGAAUUAACUCUAUUUGUAUCCUUGCUUUAUUGUUGGACAGUUCGGUGUUGAGUCAAUUCUAUAGGAUUACAAGACGGGUUGAUGAAUUAUCUACUGCAUUUUCUCCAUUAUUUAAAAAGUAUUGUGAACCACUUGGUGAUUUGGUAGCAGUCCCCA
Messenger RNA from Salvia splendens (bonfire salvia), 1049 nucleotides. Its product is annotated as origin of replication complex subunit 5-like. The transcript has 3 exons. Lineage: Eukaryota; Viridiplantae; Streptophyta; Magnoliopsida; Lamiales; Lamiaceae. Bases 125 to 805 code for a protein of 226 amino acids. Gene Ontology annotation, biological process: DNA replication initiation; DNA replication. Gene Ontology annotation, molecular function: DNA replication origin binding. The record is from RefSeq and is a predicted model, not a curated record. Gene Ontology annotation, cellular component: nuclear origin of replication recognition complex; nucleus.